GCGGUAAAUGUACUGCUGUCGGUCGCCUGCUCAGCUUUAUUAGCCGGCGACUCCACUUCCAUCCUUCUUUAUCGUCCUCUGAAAUUUUCUUUGUUUCGCGUUUUCUCUCCGACGCGAUCUAGCUCUGUUUCACGGUCGUUUUCUCUUUGUUUCAUGCGCCAAAAAUAAAAUAAAAUAAAAUGAUCCGAUUUACAUUUAGGGUUUCGCUCUUCUUGCUGUUCUUCCUCCUCCUUUCUCCCUCGAGGUCCUUCUCGGUUUCUCCGCGGCCGGUUGUCUACCCCAACCGAUCAAAGCAGCUCUCAUGGAGACCCAGGGCUUUCAUCUACGAAGGAUUCCUGACGGACGAAGAAUGCGAUCAUUUAAUCUCUAUUGCGAAAUCAGAGCUGAAAAGGUCAGCGGUGGCUGAUAAUUUGUCGGGGAAGAGCAAAUUGAGCACUGUCCGGACUAGCUCUGGGAUGUUCAUUAGCAAGGGGAAGGACCCAAUUAUAGUUGGUAUAGAGGACAAGAUUGCGGCAUGGACAUUUCUUCCAAAAGAAAAUGGCGAGGACAUACAAGUCUUAAGAUAUGAACAUGGGCAGAAGUAUGAUCCCCACUAUGAUUACUUCUCUGACAAGGUCAAUAUUGCUCGUGGUGGUCAUCGUAUUGCCACUGUACUUAUGUAUCUCUCUGAUGUGGCUAAAGGGGGUGAAACUGUGUUUCCCAGAGCUGAGAAGUCCCAACAUCGUGGAGAGCGUGCAGAGGAUGAUGAUUUGUCAGAAUGUGGCAGGCAAGGAAUCGCAGUCAAACCACGGAGAGGGGACGCCCUUCUUUUCUUCAGUCUUCACCCAGAUGCUACUACAGAUGAGAACAGCCUCCACGCUGGAUGUCCUGUGAUAGAAGGUGAGAAAUGGUCUGCAACAAAAUGGAUUCAUGUCGACUCCUUUGACAAGACUGUGGGAAGCCAAGGCAAUUGCACGGAUGAGAAUGAAAGUUGUCAAAGGUGGGCUGCCCUUGGAGAAUGUACGAGGAAUCCAGAGUACAUGGUGGGAACUGCGGAGUUGCCAGGUUACUGCAGGAGGAGCUGUAAUGUGUGUUAGCAGCACAUUUUCUUUCUGCUUAGAAGCCUUUAUAAGUUCCCCUAUGAAUUAUUCUGUGAAUCCACGCGUGCUGCCAUUUAUUAUCUUCUUCCACAUAUAUUCAGUCCUGCCUCAGCGGAUUAUCAUUAUCAUACAAGACGAGUCACCUCUGUAUUUAACUAUUUACUAAAUCCCCUUUUAUUUUGUGAUGAUAAGUUUGCUUAGAAUGCAUGGAAGCUUUAGUGUUUUGAGUUUAGAAAAUGGAGAUGGGUUCAUACACUUUCUGAUAGCAGAGUAUUUCAGGUCGUCUUGUCAUGUAUCAUUUGAAAUAGUCAGGAUUUGAUUUAUACGUAAAGAUAUUUAGUGGUGGAUGUUAUAAUGAUCUUUGAUUAUGUUUGUUGCA
Messenger RNA from Elaeis guineensis (African oil palm), 1458 nucleotides. Its product is annotated as probable prolyl 4-hydroxylase 4. Gene Ontology annotation, molecular function: iron ion binding; L-ascorbic acid binding; procollagen-proline 4-dioxygenase activity. Gene Ontology annotation, biological process: peptidyl-proline hydroxylation to 4-hydroxy-L-proline. Lineage: Eukaryota; Viridiplantae; Streptophyta; Magnoliopsida; Arecales; Arecaceae. Gene Ontology annotation, cellular component: endoplasmic reticulum. The record is from RefSeq and is a predicted model, not a curated record.